AGCUCAAGCUGCCGUUUGCUCGCGUACUCCCAGGCACUGGUACCGCAAGCAAACAUCCAGUGCGAUCCUCAUUGCAGCACCCCUUGGUCACUGCGCGGGAUGCUGAAGGGCUGCGUUCCUGCGGGGUUACACGAGAGCCGCCGCAGAGCGCGUUCUGCACUGGAGUCGUUGCGGGCCGCGGCGCACGGAGCCCGCGGCGUCGCCGCACACGCUGGGGCGAGUGCGGGCUCGCAGGAGACUUCUCUGGUAGCGCGUGCCAAACUGGACGCUGCAGGAGACGUCGAUCUCGAGCACCUCUGGAAUGAGAUAUGGAGCACGAUCGAACUUGGCCACCAGCACAGUCCCUCCAGCCGCACCUCGCCAGCUCGCCCUGCGGAUGAUCUGGCAUCGUGCGUGACCCCCGAGAAGCGAGAGACCAAGGCAGAGGCCGACGCCAGGCGCGCGCGGGCGGGCAAGCAGCCCAAGCAUGGCAGCAGCCUUGCUCUGGGCCCGGAGGCCCUCACUGUCGCGCCCUCGGCUAAGCUCAAGCCGCUAGUGUCGGCUCCCGCUACCGCUUGCCCGGCGUGGCCCAAGCCCAGGCCUGCGCGGGCGCUUGUGCGGAGCCGCAAGGUGCAGCCAAGCUUAAGCAAGCAGCAGCUGGCUGCCUCGACGGCCAUCCACUACGGCGUCUUGGGGCUCCGGCGGAGCGCCUCUUUAGCAGAGGUGCGCGCGGCAUUCAGGAGGCUCGCAUUGCAGACGCACCCCGACAAAGGUGGCGACCCUGUCCAAUUCCACGCUGUGGCGGCUGCUUUCGAGGAGCUUGAGGACCCAGACCGGCGGGCCGCGUACGACAAGAAACUCGUGCAGAGUGGUUCCACGGACGGCCUCGACGCAGCUGAAGAGCAGGUGGCGCGUUGCCCAGGCAAGAAUGCCAAGAGUGAGUCCGUUUCCACCGCCGUGGCCCCCCGCGCGCUGUACGAGCAAUUGUUGGAUUUCCUUCCAGCCACCUGGCCGAAGAGGCUGCUCGCUGUAGAGAUUCCCACGUUGAAGGCGUUGCGGGAUCUAGCCGAUCAGCUUCACAAGCUGCACGGCAUGGCGCCAGCACACGACGAGGUGUUCGCCGCCGAACGAAGCAUCCACAAGCACAAUAAUGGGCUCUACUCGGUGACCGUCUCGUGGUCGUCGCUGAAGGUCAUGUCUGGCCGCACACGUUCGCUGGCGCAGGCGAUAGACUGGCACGUGGCAUUGACCAGGGUCAAGAGCAGUGCCGCGCGCAGGCUAGCGGGCAGCCGCCGCACUGGCGCAGGAGAUGAGUUGAUUCAGGACGAGAUGCUUGCCAUUCUCAAGGAAGAGCCUCACAUUCAGUUGGCUUUCCAAUUCACCGUACAGAGCCACGGUAGAACGGUGGUCACGCCCGCAAGCAGCAGCUUGAAGCAGGCGAAGGAGUUCCGGCACUGUGUCUCGCGGGCCACGAAGCGCACGCUGGACAAGGCAUUGGGCCUCGCUGCCCAGGAUGCCCAGCAGAGCAGGCGCAGCCGCCACGCACAAGGAGGCGCCCUGGUCUUGGCCCUCUGCGGCGAACUCCGCCGUCGCGCUGUCGCCGCCGCGGGUGCGGACGGCGCACAGCAGCGAGGCGUCAAGCGCGGCGCCGAUGCAUCAGCGCCGAUGCUCGCCCUGCCGCAGCCCCUCAGGCGCCUGCGGUACAAGACAUCGCCGCUGCUGGCCUUGCCGCCGCCCCCAGGGGCCCAAGUGGCGGGGCCGCCGCAGGGUUGCUCGAGGAGGGCCGCCAAGGAGACGCAGAUGCCGUGCCUGCUGGUGGCCGGCGAGCCCCCGGCACGAAGCGCCGCGGGCGAGCAUCUGGGCGAACAGCUCCCUGCAGCGAAGCGGCCGAGGGUCGACGGCAGGGCGCCUGCCUGCACGCCGCGGCCCGAGCUGGGCGGAUUCCUCUCUGGCCCGGCGGCCGCCGCAAGGGCCGCGAGCGACGGGCCGCGUGCAGCGCCCGCGCGCUCCGUUGCCGCGGGUGACCAGGCUGGCGAGACGGGGGCCGCCGCCCUCGCGCCGACGGGCUCCGUUGACGGCAUGCAGACACGAGGCAGGAGCAGGGCGGCAGCGACCGCCGCAGCCGCGGCCCUCGCGAGGCUGAGCCCCGUGGGGCCUGGCAGAGCAGGUGCUCCAGCGCAGGGGCCUCCUUGCCUCGGCGCCCGCGCGGCAGGCUCCCCCGCGGGGCUGCGCUGCACGCCCUCAGGGUUGGUCCUCUCGGGGCCGUCCCCGCUCGAGCCACCCAGCGGCAUCUGAGCCAACGGCCCGCGGCGCGGGCGUUGCUGUGCGGGGCGGCGGCGCUGCUGGCCGCGGCCGGGGCGCGGGGCCUCCGGGCCCGGGCCUGGGCGGCGGGGCCGCAUGGAGCGGGCAGGUCCGGCGUCACGGCGCGCGUGAGUCAGCAGGAGGCCAGCCAGGCGAUGGACAGGAGGUCGCUGGCGCUGGGAGCACGCAUUUUUUCGCAAUGCACAAGAGAUGUUGGUUCUGGCAUCGAGGACACUGCUGAUAAUGCAACGGGCCAUGACCCCGAGAGUGUUGAUCUUCUGUAGUGCGGGCUUCGGGAGUGCGGAGUCCGAGCAACUUGCCAGGGCCAGCGGCCGCUCGAGCGCGGAUUCUUUUGCGGGUUGCAGAGUGCUCGUGGCCCACCGCAGACAACAUUGCAAUUUUCUGCGCGUGGACCCUUUCUAGUUCAAGUGCUGAGCAUGGCUCUUGGGGCACGGAGCCCUAUUGUUCUACUUUGCAUCCUUUCUCUGGGAGCGCAGCGCCAGUGCAAUUUACUCGGAGCCGUGUCCUUUGGAACGGGGAAUUGCCCGGUACCGGGGAGCACUCCGACCGCGCUCCCGCCCGUGUCGGGCGCCCUGCCUGGCAGGAGCGUGGAGGCCAGCUCGACUCGGCCCGCGGCGCGGGGACGCGCCGCCAAAUCUUCCAGGUCGCCCAGCGGGAGCGCGAAGCUGAUCGCGCCUCGCGCGCCGCAGUCUGGGCCAGAGGGCUGGCCCUCUGCAGGGGGCGGUGCGCGAUGAUGACCGCACAUCGCGGGGCGCGAUUCGCGAAGUCGGGUAUUCCGAGUCUCCGAAGCUAGGGCACCGUCCGCCAGUGGCUUUGCGCCAGGCGGGUGGGCGCUUCCGCUAGCUGCCCAGCCCGACUCUGGCCGUCGAGGCCCCUUGCCUUCGGGGACAUUCUCGGCGCCCUCCCGUCAUCUCGCUAGCAGGGCAGAGUUUGGAAUUCGCCGUCGCUACUUGGCCACACCAAGCGUACGCAUAUCUCUUCUCCCUCCUUCCCUCCCUCCCUCGCUUUCUCUCUCCCUCUCUCUCUCUCUCCCUCGCUCUCUUUGUCUCUCUCUCUCUCUCUCUUUCUCUUCUC
Molecule: messenger RNA, 3375 nt
Organism: Prorocentrum cordatum
Lineage: Eukaryota; Dinophyceae; Prorocentrales; Prorocentraceae
Source: the annotation of a GenBank genome assembly